Vavraia culicis subsp. floridensis is the source of this 474-nucleotide messenger RNA. RefSeq lists its product as uncharacterized. Lineage: Eukaryota; Fungi; Microsporidia; Pleistophoridae. Bases 1 to 474 code for a protein of 157 amino acids. The transcript has a single exon. The record is from RefSeq and is a predicted model, not a curated record.
AUGUUCAUUGAUUUUUACCAUGAGAAGAAAAACAUCUGCGUUUUAUUACGGCAUCGUUUUCGUUGCACAUUCCGCUGUGCAUUUUUGUGCACGGACAGGAGCGUUGUUGCCUGUCACGAUAAGACCAUUUCAUUUUUGUACACGGACAGGAGCGUUGUUGCCUGCCACGAUAAGACCAUUUCAUUUUUGUACACGGACAGGAGCGUUGUUGCCUGCCACAAUAAGACCAUUUCAUUUUUGUGUACGGACAGGAGCGUUGUUGCCUGCCACAAUAAGACCAUUUCAUUUUUGUGUACGGACAGGAGCGUUGUUGCCUGCCACAAUAAGACCAUUUCAUUUUUGUACACGGACAGGAGCGUUGUUGCCUGCCACGAUAAGACCAUUUCAUUUUUGUACACGGACAGGAGCGUUGUUGCCUGCCAUAAUAAGACCAUUUCAUUUUUGUGUACGGACAGGAGCGUUGUUGCCUACUAA